AUGAGAUUAUGUGAUCAUGAUGAACGUUUUCGAAUACCAAAACCACCAUCUGCACCUCCACCUCCAUCUUUACCACAACUAUCGCAAAUAACAUUAUCAUCAAUAUCAUCUACCAAUGAAAAUAUCUAUGCACAAUCAUUUUCAUCUAUUUUUAUUCUUACUCCUCCAUUACCAAAUGAACCAAAUAAAAUUUUUGAUGAUGAAAAUUAUAAUGAUCGUUAUAAUAAAUUAGUUGAACAAUUAAAAGAACAAUAUCGACAAAAAGAAAUAUUAUUAUCAAAUUCACUUAUAACAACAAAAGCGGAAUCAAUUAUUCCUUCUGAAGAAACUAUUCUUAAAACAUGUUUAGGAAAAUUUGAAUCAUUAUCAUCAUCAUCACCAUCAAGUGAACAUAGUUCAAUUGUUGAUGAUAAUCAUUCAUUAAAUAUAAAUAAUAAUAAUAAUGAUUUACAAAAAGAAAACAAUACUAAUCUAACUUCGAUCGAAGAUGAUUCAACUCGAUCACGUGAUGAAUUUGUUAAAUUAUUAACAAAACAAGCUUAUAUAUCAAAAUCAUCUAGUCCAGUUAAAAUUCAAAAUAAUCGAAAACGUUCAUAUGAUUAUCAUCAUCAUCAACGAAGACGAUCACAUAAUGAUAAUCAUGAAAAGAAAAAUUCAUCAUCAUCAUAUCGUUCAAAUUAUCAUCAACUAAUAUUAGUGUCAAAUUGUGCACAUGAAAAUCAAGAUAAUAAACAAAAUAUAGAUAAUCAAAUUGAUCAACAAGAAGAAGUAGAAGACGAAGAACCAACAGUUAAACGUAUUAAAGUUGAUCAUUCAAUUUCACCAUCAUCAUCAUCAGAUAGAACUAAUCAAGAUGAAAAUCUCAAUAAAAAAGAUUUAAGUCUUAAAUCUAUAGUUACUAUUCCAACAAUCACUAAUAUACGUCAUAAAAGAUUUAAUUAUACUCAUGAAUCAGUUGGUAAUCAUCCACGUUGUGCAAAUCCAAAUUCAUUACCACCAAUGCCAUUGAUGAAUUUUAAUUAUCCAAAAUCACCAAUACAUCGUCAUAAACAAAAAUCUACUAAUCAUUCUGAAUCAACAACAAUAAAUUAUUCGAAUUGUUUUGAUUCAAAGCCAUCACAUGCAAUUGAACGUUUACAAAUAAUUCUUCAAAAUAAAACAAAUGAUAAACCAUUUGAACAAUCCCAUAUGAGUUAUUCAGUAAAUGAAACAGUUAAAUAUUCAUCUUCAUCAAUGAAUAAUGAUAAUUCUCAACGAUCAUCAUCAUUUUCUGGAAAAUCAAAACCUGAUACAAUUGUGCAUAAUAAUAAUCAAAUAUUUACUUAUCAUAAAACUGAAAAAUUAUUAAAUAUGGUACAAUGA
Rotaria sp. Silwood1 is the source of this 1362-nucleotide messenger RNA. The record is from the annotation of a GenBank genome assembly. Lineage: Eukaryota; Metazoa; Rotifera; Eurotatoria; Philodinida; Philodinidae.